GGCCUACACUCAUUCCGUUUUCAUUUUGAUGUUUGUUGUUUUUCAGAUUGAAGAUUUAAAAUGGCAGCUUCCAUACAGUCUAAGCAGCUUUCCAACGUCUCUUUUGAACAAGAACAAGACGCUAAUUCGGCAUUGACCGAGCUAGAUAAAGCUUUGCGCUCAGGCCAGAUUGGUAUACAAUGUGAAGCUGUGGUAAAAUUUCCAAGAUUGUUUGAAAAAUACCCUUUCCCAAUUCUAAUUAACUCUGCUAUGCUGAAAAUUGCUGAUGUUUUUCGUGUGGGGAAUAAUUUUAUACGCCUAUGUAUAUUGCGAGUCACACAGCAGAGUGAAAAGCAUCUAGAUAAAAUUUUUAGUGUUGAUGAAUUCACUAGAAGAAUAUUUGGAGUUAUACACAGCAAUGAUCCAGUAGCAAGGGCCAUAACUCUAAGAACACUUGGUAGUGUUGCCAGCAUUAUUUCAGAAAAGAAGAAUGUUCACCACAGCAUUAUCCUUUGCCUUGAUUCCCAUAAUGCCGUUGAGGUGGAGGCUGCAAUAUUUGCUGCAGAAAAGUUCUCAGAAAAAUCAAAGAUGUUUGCUGCCAGUGUUUGCAGUAAAAUUGGUGCCAUGAUUGCUGGUCUGUCAACACCCACGGAGAUGAAACUGCGCCUCAUUCCCAUACUGCAGCAUAUGCAUCAUGACACAGAAACAGCCACAAAGGCUAUUGACUUAUGCCAGUCUGUGUUGACGAGCUACCCAGCCAGGAAGUUUGUUGUUCUAACCCUUCAAACACUGACACAGCUAACCAUAAAAACACUGCUCAACCUACAAGACCAGGUCUUGAGACUUCUGUCCUAUCUGACCUCUGACCCGAGAAAUGUUAUCAAAGCUGUUUGUUUGGAUAACUUGAAACUUUUAGCUGUCAGAGCAGCUUACUUGUGGACUGCUCCAAACUUAGAGGAAGUGGCUAAGUUUGCACUUCAAACAACUUCUUCUCAUCUAAAAGUCAAGGCUGUGCGUGUGUUAAAUGCUGUCUUUGGGAAUGUGGCUGUAACCCUUGUGACACUUCCUUCAGAUACAGCUGUCCUUGAUGUUUGUCGAGAGUUCUGCUACCACUCCAGUACCGAUCUGGCAACUCAAGCCAUCCAGCUUCUCACUUACCUGGCCAAGUUUAAAUGUAUACCUGGAGAUUUAACAGCUGAAGCUGUUGGUGCCAUCCAGACCCUAAUCAUUCUACUGGCUAGUGACUUGGAGAGAAAAAAUCUGGUCUACCUAAAGAUUGUCCUGAAAUGUGCGGUGGAUGUGUGUCACAGCUACCCUGAUGUCAGUGACAAAAUAGUCCAGACUUUGACAAGUUUGUUAGGGACAUCUGAAGAAACCAGCCAACUCCACCUGUGUGAGUGCCUGGCAGCCAUUGGUUCCGAAUGUCCAGCGGCAUUAGAUUUUGUCUCCCCACAGAUUUUAGCCAGUCUGACCACAACAAUCAGCCAUGGGACGAGGGAGGUCUCACAUGUUCAGGUCCAUAUGUGCACGCUGUUGUUUCAAGCUGGUUGCCAGAAGCCUAUGAGUGCCCCAAUCUUUGGCCAGGUGAUGGCGUGUAUCAACCAAGCCAACCCCUGGAUCGCAUACAAAGUAGCUCGACAAGCCAUGCGGUACUGUCAGUACCAAGUGGCAUAUGCCAUCCUCAAGUCUUUAAACCUUAAGGUGGUGACAGAAAAUGCCCACUACUGGCUGCUGGGCCUGCAACAUUCAUGUGCUGCAGAGAAUCACAUCAAGCAAGCAAAGAGUGACAACUCUGAUCUGUCAGCCUGCAUCACAGAUGCCCUGCAGAUGUAUGUCAAAAGUCACGUCACAUUGAAGGCGGCAAGCACACCAACUUACCCUCUAGAGUUUGCCAGCGACUAUGUGAACCUGCGCAUGCAAGUCCUCCAGGCUCAUCACCUGCUCUUGCUGUCACGCUCAUCUUUCUCUGCCAAACCUGCGCCUGCUAUAUCAACAGCUUUGGCUGCGACAAAUGGUCAAGAAGGAACAAGAUGGGCACAGGUGGUCAUCCAGCUACAGAAAUGCCUGAAUGAGUACAAAGAGGCUAGCACAUUAGCCUCUAACCUUUACAGAUCUGCAUUUGAUGCUGAUCCAGCCUCAUUGCUCAACAUAAAUGUAAUUCAGCAAUGCUGUAACUGUAUGAAGUCUGUUAUUACAACAAUCAUCUCAACUAUUCAAACAGGGCAGUGUAAUUUUGGGGACAGACAAUUCCUGACCCCAUCAAAAAAGAAUGAAGCUGGGGUUCAAACCUCCGGUGUUAGUGCCACCCUCAACAUCAUGCGUGACAUUUCCAGUGCCAUGGACAGGCUGCUACCAGAGAACAACUUGCCUGCUGUUAUUUCAUACAAGUUGAUGGACAUAUUAUCCACAUCAGUAGAAGGAUUUGUAAGAGCAUCCCCAAGUUUUCCAAGAUUUUUCUUCCAGACCAUGCAAAACACAGUUGUGAAGCUGGCAGUGUCACCGCAACAAAGUCCCAACCAGGAGCCUAUUACCCUGCGGGCUGACACACACCUUUCCUUGAAGGUUGAGGGUGUGGUCCAGCGAGGUGAACGGCCGGCGCUGUUCAGACAAGUCACAUCAGUGACCAUCUCAGUCAGUACAAAUCUCACUAGCAGAAGUAGUGUGGUCAACACCAAUGCAAAAGCAAAUGAAACAACCAGCGUCCAUUUGAGUCAAACAGUGAACCCACACAAUGAUUACUUUAGUACCAGCUUUGUUUUACCAUUUCCUGUUUUGGGGAUCCAUGUUGCCAAGGUUGAAGCCAGUGUUGUAGAUGAGAAUGGAGUAACUUGGAACACAGGACCUCGGACAUCUUUAACUGUCAAAUCGUAUGAUGACAGCCUCCAGCGACAACAGCAACAACAACAAAUGCGUGCAAGGACCCAACAGCAGCCAUCAACUAGCCUAGGUCAACAGAACCAUUUUGCUCCGCCUACCCAUACUUAAGAAGACAAGAAAAACGUUAAUAGAUUUUUUCUGCACUGUACCUGAUCUAAUACCAAUAUGGAUAUUUUUUACAUUUUUGUUUUAAAAACAAUUUGCUAGCUAAUUAAGUUUACCUUGCCAUAUUAAAUAUUUUAUUUGUGUCUUAAUU
Messenger RNA from Physella acuta, 3112 nucleotides. Its product is annotated as integrator complex subunit 7. The record is from RefSeq and is a predicted model, not a curated record. NCBI's taxonomy places the organism in Eukaryota, Metazoa, Mollusca, Gastropoda, Physidae. Gene Ontology annotation, cellular component: integrator complex. Gene Ontology annotation, biological process: snRNA 3'-end processing.